UGAACCCUCAUAGUCAAUUUGCAAACCUCUUGCACUCCAAUGGCUUAGAAUCCAAACUCCAGAAAUCAAUAAGCUAAUAUCCAUUUAACAUGAGCCGCCACAAGGACAUGGAAAUUGAUCCAUCUCAAGAAGACGAAUCCCCAAACCCAAAAUCCAAUACGUUACAAAACCUCACCACAGGUCCGUUAACCUCUUUCAUAUCAAAACUGUCAGGCUCUUCCAGAGGCAUACCUUCAAACCAAGACUUUCACUUCUACUACAACUUCGAUGAAUUCAAAUCCCCCAUCAAACUAAUCAAUGGAAAUUCGAGUUUUUUGUUAGAUUCCGUCGGGGCAUCUGCGCGGUUAUGGGGAAGAGAAAUGGGUUUUCCGGAAGAUAUAGACGAGGAAUAUGAUUGGUUGGUUAAUGUGAAUGAUGAGCUAUAUGAGAGGUUUAACGUUUCCGUGGAUGAAUUCCGGAAUUUGAGGAAGAAAGAAGAGGAAAGUGAGGUUCGAGUAAUGAGUGAGAUUGCUUCGGAAAAUGGGUUUCAGUUGGUGUAUGGGAAGAAGAAGAGGAAUAAAGGGCUGGGUGUGGGUGAAGUGGUGGGGAGGGGUGGGGCUGAAGAGGGGAGUACGGUGAAGGUGGUCUCGAGGGAUAAGAAGGUGGGUACCGGGGGGAACAAGCCGAAAGUGCCAUUUCAUAUACCAACAAUAACGAGGCCGCAGGACGAGUAUAAGAUAAUCGUAAAUAAUUCAAACCAGCCGUUUGAACAUGUUUGGUUACAAAGGAGUGAGGAUGGGACAAGGUCUAUUCAUCCGCUGGUUAGUGUCUUUGUUUUUAUCGCACUUUUUUAUAUAGAUGUUGCACUAUGUUUUUGUGUACAUUGA
Molecule: messenger RNA, 866 nt
Organism: Ilex paraguariensis (yerba mate)
Lineage: Eukaryota; Viridiplantae; Streptophyta; Magnoliopsida; Aquifoliales; Aquifoliaceae
Source: the annotation of a GenBank genome assembly